ACAUCCUGGGUCAUUUGGAGAUCUGUGUUUUCUUUGUGGCCAGAGGUUGAUUGAGCAGUUUGGUGUGACAUUUGGGUACAUACUCAAGAGAGGGAAGAUUAUCAGGCAGAAAUUUGUGCACGACUACAAGACUCUGGUGACGUAAGAUCCAUCAUAUGAUGCUAUUAUUAGUCGUAAGAAAGCUAAACUAGACCAUGAGAACAUAUGCAUGGCUGUAAAUUCAAGAAAUCAUCUGUGCCGAUUAUGCCUUUGUUAUUCACACAAAAAAUCCCCUUGUCAGGGAAUACUGCAGAAAUUUACAGAGAGGUUAAUUGUUAUCCAAGCAAGCCAAUAGGGCUGUAUACCAAGCAGUCUGUCAUAUUCAGAACAGACUCGAAUGCUAAGGUUCUGGAAGGAUAUGCAGGUGCUGGGCUUCAUGACAGUGUAAUUAUGGAUAAAGAGGAGAAGAUUGUCUGGGAUUACUCAAGCGAUCGGAUGAUCUUUGAUAGGGGCUUCCAAGUCUCACUCUUCUCAAGAAUUGCAGACGUGGGGAAGAUAUUAGAAGGCCUUUAUGGUUGUCCUCAGGACAUUGAAGGUGUGGUAAAAGAUGGAUUGAUAUACAUAGUUCAGUCAAGGCCACAAACGACCGCAGUCGUGGAUAAAGAGGAGAAUAUUGUGUUGGACUACUUGAGUGGUCGGAUGAUCAUUGAUGGAGCCUUCCAAGUCUCACUGUUGUCAAGAAUUGCACAAGGCAUUUGCGGUUGUUCUAAGGACAUUGAAUGUGUGGUAAAAGAUGGACUGAUAUAUGUAGUUCAGUCGAGGCCACAAAUCUAG
Molecule: messenger RNA, 813 nt
Organism: Rosa rugosa (rugosa rose)
Lineage: Eukaryota; Viridiplantae; Streptophyta; Magnoliopsida; Rosales; Rosaceae
Product: alpha-glucan water dikinase, chloroplastic-like
Exons: 5
Coding region: 205-813 (202 amino acids)
Biological process (GO): phosphorylation
Molecular function (GO): kinase activity; ATP binding
Source: RefSeq, a predicted model, not a curated record